Talaromyces atroroseus is the source of this 1221-nucleotide messenger RNA. RefSeq lists its product as hypothetical. The transcript has a single exon. The coding region runs from base 1 to 1221 and encodes 406 amino acids. The record is from RefSeq and is a predicted model, not a curated record. NCBI's taxonomy places the organism in Eukaryota, Fungi, Ascomycota, Eurotiomycetes, Eurotiales, Trichocomaceae.
AUGGCGCGGAAUAAGAAUUUGUUUACUGUUCAGGUGCAAGGACCGCUUACUAGUGACAAGGAUAAAGUGGAAGCGAUGCUGCGCUCACAACUGUGUAAAAUUCCAAGCACCAUUCAAAGUCUCAAGAUCGAAGAGGAUACUCCAUCGGAUUUGGAAUGGUCCAUCAUCGGCGAGCACUUCUCUAAUAUCAGAGAGCUCGAGAUGGAUACAGGAUAUAACGAGGGAUUCAACGAUAGAAAUCUGCCACUACAUUGGCCUAUUGAACGACUGUUGAUAUCCUCGGCCUGUGCAGAACGCGUACAAACCCGCUUUAUCCUAGAGGGCAAAGUCAAGCACUUGACUCUACUGCUAACGUCGGGACUACGGUUUGAGGGGCCAUCGAGCGAAGAAUUACUGAGAGCUCAUCAUCAAGCUAUUGACAGAGGGGAGAAAGAACCACGUUUUAUGACACUACACAGAGGCACACCCGAAGAAAGGAAAAUACAAGUAUCUUUUCUUCCCGAACUCGUACUUGACUGGAUGCAUGAUUACAACAGCAGAUUUAGAACCACCAAUGAGCGGACUGACUCUAGUCGUGGCGAGGUCCUGAUCUCUGAGAAAAUGGAUCUGGGACGGCAAAAACUACUUCCAAAAGAAGUUUCUGUCAGUCUUGAUAAAUUGGAAACCCUAGAGAAUGGCGCAAUCGACACUUUUCAUCGAAUGACACUAGCCAUUCCUCACGUUACCUUGAAUGCGUCUAUACUAAACCUUCGCUCCACAAUUCGUCAUGACCUGAGCUACACCAAUGAGGAACUCUUCCCUCAGUUCCUUUGUCAGCUGGCUGAAUUAAGGACAUUAGUCCUGUCGGUUGGCGAUAUUUUCCAACGUUCUAGUCUACUACCGGAGCUAUAUCGACAUUUCCCCCCAAACCUAACCACGUUAAGAUUCAGAGGCCCCAUUUCAUUGGUUCAGUCAAAUCAGUGGGACAAUUGGUUACAAACGUUCGGAUCAUCAGACUAUCUGCCGAAUCUCAAGACAUUGAGUUUCGUUCUAGAUUUGCAUUAUGAGGACAAACGUCGGAGACCUGUUGAUGCCCCUGAUAAAAUGUUACACGAUGCUCGUUUGGCAUGUGAAGAAAUCUAUACUGUCAUGCGACGCAAAGGUGUCAGUGUUGAGCCUUUCUAUGAUCAAUGGUCCGAGCGAGUAGAGAGUUUCAAACAACUAGAUACACGAUGGAUUUAA